Momordica charantia (bitter melon) is the source of this 1758-nucleotide messenger RNA. Its product is annotated as tubulin beta-8 chain. Gene Ontology annotation, cellular component: microtubule. Lineage: Eukaryota; Viridiplantae; Streptophyta; Magnoliopsida; Cucurbitales; Cucurbitaceae. Gene Ontology annotation, molecular function: GTP binding; GTPase activity; structural constituent of cytoskeleton. Gene Ontology annotation, biological process: microtubule-based process. The record is from RefSeq and is a predicted model, not a curated record.
CUCCUCCCUCUCUUUAUAAGCCAUUCCAUUAUCUCUCUGUAAAAAAGAUAACCCCUCCAUUUCCGUCCCUACAACUUCCCAUUUAUUUUCCCUCUCGCAUUUCUCACAGAAUCCAUUUCUUCUUCUGCGAAAAUGAGAGAGAUCCUUCACGUUCAGGGUGGGCAAUGUGGCAACCAGAUCGGCGCCAAGUUCUGGGAAGUUGUUUGCGCCGAGCACGGCAUUGAUACCACCGGAAAGUACCAGGGAGAUUCCGAUCUUCAGCUCGAGAGGAUUAAUGUCUACUACAACGAAGCCAGUUGCGGGAGGUAUGUUCCUCGCGCGGUUCUUAUGGAUCUUGAGCCCGGUACCAUGGACAGUAUCAGAUCUGGGCUCUAUGGCCAGAUCUUCAGGCCGGAUAACUUUGUUUUUGGUCAAUCUGGUGCUGGAAACAACUGGGCCAAGGGCCACUACACUGAAGGCGCUGAGCUUAUUGAUUCUGUGCUCGAUGUCGUCCGGAAGGAGGCGGAGAAUUGCGAUUGUUUACAAGGGUUUCAGGUGUGCCAUUCUCUAGGAGGGGGAACUGGAUCUGGGAUGGGUACUCUUCUGAUUUCGAAGAUCAGAGAGGAAUAUCCAGACCGGAUGAUGCUUACCUUCUCUGUAUUCCCAUCCCCGAAGGUCUCUGAUACUGUUGUUGAGCCUUACAACGCAACCCUCUCAGUUCAUCAAUUGGUUGAGAAUGCAGACGAGUGCAUGGUUCUUGACAAUGAAGCUCUCUACGAUAUCUGCUUCCGAACCCUCAAGCUCACCACUCCAAGCUUUGGUGAUCUGAACCAUUUGAUCUCUGCAACAAUGUCCGGAGUGACUUGCUGUUUGAGAUUCCCUGGUCAACUUAACUCUGAUCUCCGGAAGCUCGCUGUUAAUCUCAUUCCCUUCCCUCGUCUCCACUUUUUCAUGGUGGGUUUUGCUCCUCUUACAUCCCGCGGUUCCCAGCAGUACAGAGCAUUGACUGUUCCAGAGCUAACUCAACAAAUGUGGGAUGCUAAGAACAUGAUGUGCGCAGCUGACCCACGACACGGUCGCUACUUGACUGCCUCUGCUAUGUUCAGAGGCAAGAUGAGCACCAAGGAAGUUGACGAGCAAAUGCUCAAUGUGCAGAACAAGAACUCUUCUUACUUUGUGGAGUGGAUUCCAAACAAUGUCAAAUCGACCGUUUGUGAUAUCCCCCCAACUGGUCUGAAGAUGGCUUCGACUUUCAUUGGAAAUUCCACAUCAAUUCAGGAGAUGUUCCGCCGUGUGAGUGAGCAGUUCACUGCCAUGUUUAGGAGGAAAGCUUUCUUGCACUGGUACACMGGUGAAGGCAUGGACGAGAUGGAGUUCACUGAGGCAGAAAGUAACAUGAACGAUCUGGUUUCUGAAUACCAGCAGUACCAAGAUGCCACUGCUGAUGACGACUACUACGAUGAAGAAGAGGAGGAACCCGAAGAUGUGUAAGGGAAGAAGAUUGUAUGAAGGGGUUUUUUUAUGUCUGUAGGGAUGUGUAAUAUGUGUUGCAACUUUUGCAACUUUAUGUUGCUAGACAUGGAUUUGUCUAUUUUCUGUUGUCUUUUAUGUGGCUUGACUUCUGAACUGAUUGUCUGCAGACAGUUAAAUCUUUAACCUACCUAAUAUGAAUUUUUGUUCAAAUCCCAUAUGUGAACAUCACCUUCUGAAGCCAAGUUAUGCCAUUUGAUUGAAUAGUAAAAGCUCACAAAGGCAAGUGUGUGGAACUGUUUUGAAUGA